Molecule: messenger RNA, 2002 nt
Organism: Durusdinium trenchii
Lineage: Eukaryota; Dinophyceae; Suessiales; Symbiodiniaceae
Source: the annotation of a GenBank genome assembly
GGCUCAGCUGAACCCAUGACUCCAUGACUCUACCAGCGCUUCGACUCCCUCAUUCCAUGCUCCGGCGCUUGCUCUACCUGGCGCUGCCUGCGCUCAUCGCAGGCAGUGCUGGCACAGAGGAUGCUUGCACCGACGACGCAUGUGAGGACGGUAGUGUGCGGCUCAUCCAGCGGCAGGCUGCCAAGCUUUCGGCUGAGAUGAACAUCUCGCGUGCCGAGCUCGAAGGAGACCGGUCACGGCAGCGGUGGCAGGGUAACCGUGAGACAGGUUCCACGUGUUUGAUCUACCACUGCAAGAAGGACUUGGGGCCCACUGAGUGUCACCACUACAGGUGCAUUUGCCAGCAUGGCUAUCAGUACAGCGAGCUCACCAAGCGGUGCGAGUCGGAGACCUCCUCCCCCGUGCAGCGCGAUACUGGCGGCUCCUGCUGGUUUUGGCCAUGCAGUCGAUGGCGAGGGCCCACUCAGUGUCUCCACCACAAGUGCUGGUGCAUGGAAGGCUUUAAAGCGGUGCGGGGCUACUGCGAGAAGGACGACACUCCUCAGCCAGAGACCUCCACCACGCAGCCAGGUGAUGGCUUGGAAGUGGCCUCUGGUGCCCCUCCGGCCAUGCAAACCUCCUGCGCUUGGGGCGAAGAGCAGUGCGGCGGGCCGGGCUGGUCCGGCGCCACCUGUUGCGAGGCCGGCUACUACUGCGACGGCUCCAUUUGCGCCAAGGUCACUGAGAAGCUGGAGGUGAAGAAGUAUGGCUUCAGCGAUGCCCUCCGGAAGAAGAGCGAAGGUCAGCUGUUCACCUUCUACGUCUAUCGGGCCCAAGGGAAGACCACCUACCCGCCCGAGAACGUGAACGUGGCCGACUUGGGCGGAGUGAUGUGGUACCUCCACAAUGAGAUCGUCGGCCGUUCCGACUGGGGCUACAAGCGCAAGUUCGACAUCACUCGGAUCCUCCGCUACAAGGUGCAGACGCGCGCCACGCAGCCCUUGCUCGAUCGGGGCAUGAACUUCGGCGUGCGCUUCGCCUUUGACUCAGGACAAUGCACAGGACCCUUCUCUUGCGACGAAGCCUGGCAGAACUAUGGCUACUUCGUCGGCUGCAACAAGCUGCAGACCGGCUUCCCCUUCCCCGAUUUCAAGGUCGCCUAUGAUGGCGUUUGGUAUAGCUUGCCGGGGAAGUGCCCACAGAUGAAGUUCUUCGAAAAGACCAACAAGAGUAGCCUGAGUCGUGGACUGGAUUGCAUUGAAGAUCAGCCUGGAGGUUUUUGCGAUGAACCCUCUGGCACGGCUGAUUGCACUUACAAUUUUGAAGAUGCGGGCGAAAUCUCGCUGGAUGAGUUGGAAGGGAUUCAGGGCGAUUACGACCACUGGAUCAAGUCUGGCAACCGAGAAUACGACAGGAUCACGGACCACGGCACUGGGAUGAGCUUCUGGGACAAGUUGGACGACCCCGAGCGCUCCAAGCAGCGCGUCCAGGCUGCCAAGGAUCUCUUCGAGAAGCACUAUCCCGGCUCCUAUGCCGGUAUUGAUGAACCGCCCUGUGACUUUGACUUCUUUGCUUUCUACAAGAUGGCUCCUGGAGGGUUCAAGGACAAUGGGCCUCAGCAGGCCAAGAAGAUCAAGGAGCCUCCCUGUGGCACUGCCCAACCUGGGGACAAGUGCUACGAGGAGAUCUCUUGGGCGAAGUCCGAUGGGAUCUACGCCAACCCGGAGUGGUAUCCAGGGCUGACGCCUCAGUCCAGCAUCGAGGAUUUUCAGAAAGUCAUGCACGGUAGCGGCGGCACCGCCUGUCCGAUGCCUUGUGGAUUGCUGAGCUGAGGCGCAAAAGGCCGGUUCCGCGCGCCUGCGUUGGAUGAAUCUUCGGGAGUCUUCAGAUGAGCUCGGCUUGCCAGAAGUGUAAGCUUGGUUCAUGAAGCGCUGCGCUGAGCGGCUGCUGCGCGGCUUUCACGCGGAGAUCGCGCCGCGCGCACGCGGAGAUCAGUGAAGCUUCAGAGAUGCCAAGAUGGUGA